AUGAUUUUACAGCUCCUUUCAUACGCAGGAUUAGUUGUUGGCUUCCUAUUUUUAGUGCUAUCAAUUGCCUCGGGUUUGUAUUACAUCUCAGAACUAGUUGAAGAACAUACAGAACCCACCAAGAGGUUUUUGAAAAAGCUCAUAUAUUCCAUAAUUGUGAUCUUUGUACUGCUCGUGAUGUUCGACUCGUUCCCGAUUAAAUUGUCAGUGUUUUCCAUCUUCACUUACUACAUUUAUUUACAAAACUUGAAGAAGUUCCCAUAUGUUGAGUUAACUAGUCCAAUUUUCCUAUUGAGCGUUGUUUUGGUCAUUGCAAAUCACUUCUUGUGGUUUAACCACUUCCACAAUCCGUACAUCCCGCCUUUAGAAGUUAGGUUGAAACCAGAUUAUAAAGCCCCAAGGAUACCCGAUUUUGCCGAAAUAUGUUCCUUUUUCGGAUUGUUAAUCUGGUUUGUUCCAUUUGCAUUGUUUGUGAGUUUGAGUGCUCAUGAUAACUUGUUGCCACACCACCAGGUGAAUGUGCAAGAUGACGGAAAGAAAAAGAAGAAUGGAUUGGCCAAAGUCGCUGUAGCUAACCUUCGAGAAUACAUUUACGCCAUAAGCAGACGGUUUGGCUACGAGUUGGAUCCCAAUCACCAAUCAAUAAUUUAUUAA
Molecule: messenger RNA, 654 nt
Organism: Lodderomyces margitis
Lineage: Eukaryota; Fungi; Ascomycota; Pichiomycetes; Serinales; Debaryomycetaceae
Exons: 1
Coding region: 1-654 (217 amino acids)
Biological process (GO): endoplasmic reticulum to Golgi vesicle-mediated transport
Cellular component (GO): endoplasmic reticulum membrane; COPII-coated ER to Golgi transport vesicle; Golgi membrane
Molecular function (GO): COPII receptor activity
Source: RefSeq, a predicted model, not a curated record